Molecule: messenger RNA, 1017 nt
Organism: Mangifera indica (mango)
Lineage: Eukaryota; Viridiplantae; Streptophyta; Magnoliopsida; Sapindales; Anacardiaceae
Product: basic agglutinin-like
Exons: 1
Coding region: 1-1017 (338 amino acids)
Molecular function (GO): carbohydrate binding
Source: RefSeq, a predicted model, not a curated record
AUGUCUCUUCUUCUCCAUCUCAAAUUAAUCACCGUACUGCUAUCUCUUACAGUCCCGUUCGUCGCUUCAUUAUCCUUCAAGUAUGACAGCUUCAGUUAUAAAAAUGAUGAUGGCAUGGUUUAUGAGAGAGAUUGCGCUGUCCGAUAUGAUCGUAUCAUUCAACUAGUACAAAGUCAGGUUAACGUUGGUCGAGCUUUUUAUAAUAAAAGCUUGCCGCUUUGGGACAAAACGACGGGAGGACUCGCAGACUUCACCACCCAUUUCUCUUUUGUUAUCGAUUCAGAUAACAGUUCCUCGUACGGAGACGGGAUGGCAUUCUUCCUUGCGCCUGAAAAUUCAACAAUUCUGACUGUUAGUGGUGGAGGCUCUUUUGGCCUUACGAAAGACGACGAGCCCUUAAAAUCAAUAUCCAAUCCGUUUGUUGCAGUGGAGUUUGAUAUUUUUCACAACGAGUGGGAUCCGCCUGGUGGUGAGCAUGUGGGUAUUGAUAUCAGCUCCAUGUUCUCAACGAAAACAAUUCCAUGGUGGAGUACGAGUAAAAUCAAGGGUGGAGAGAAAAAUGAAGCAUGGAUCAGUUACAAUUCAAGUACACAAAACCUGAGUGUAGCUUUCACUGGCUUUAGAAAUAACGUCACAGUGAUGCAGUACCUUGAUUAUAAAAUAGAUUUGAGGGAGUCUUUACCUGAGUCGGUCAAAUUUGGCUUCUCAGCAGCAACCGGAAGCUCAUUUGCAAAGUUUAGUGUUAACACUUGGGAAUUCAAUUCAACCUUAGAAGCUGCAAAUCCUUUCGUCGAGAGAAAAAGAAGAGAAAGAAAAAUUACAACAGAGCUUGCAGUGGGACUGAGUAUUGGUGGGGUUGUUUUGGUUGGAGGGUUUGUUUUAGUUUGUCUGGUUUCCAUGCGUAGGAAGAGAGGCAACCAAGAUGAUGAAGAUAAACAAAUGUUCAGCGAGUCUUCUGCUUAUCUGCAUUUUCGAAUUCGUAUGGGGACAUUAUUUCUGAAGGAAGCCAAAACCUGA